Molecule: messenger RNA, 2358 nt
Organism: Symbiodinium sp. CCMP2592
Lineage: Eukaryota; Dinophyceae; Suessiales; Symbiodiniaceae
Source: the annotation of a GenBank genome assembly
AUGGCCAUGGCAGCUCUGCUCGAAGUUUGCAGCUGUUGCUUUUUUCGCCAGAAGGAAGUUGAGAACUGCGGAGACGGUGCAGACCUGGCGGGGUCGGAGAGCGGCACAGGAGCAAAGGUCGGAGGAGACUGCGCAGUCGGCUCGGACGUCUGCUACGAUGUGGAGAACUGCCGCCUCGAGGACUUGGCAGAAAGUCCACAUGAUCCAGCGAGGUGGAGACAGGAUUUUGAAAGCGCCGGCGACGGCAAGAAGAAUCCCAACAUGUUCCGCAUCCGUGCGCUGCGGCAACUGAUUUGGCUGCAGACUGAGAAGGAAUUGAACAGGCUGGAGAAAGAGGAGCCGCAAAAGCUGGGACAAGUGGACACGAUUCCCUUUGAGGUGGGAGACUGCUUGCAGGCCGACGGCCAGGGCCAGGAGGACCCACGAAUCACCAAGGUAGAAAUCAUGGAGUGCGACAUGCUUGAAAAAGCUGGAGACUUUGCCAAGCAGGGCUGCGCUGUGGCAGUGCUAAACAUGGCCUCGGCGUCCUCUCCCGGAGGAGGCUUCCGCUUUGGUGCUGGUGCACAGGAGGAGAACAUGUAUCGCCGAAGUGACCUGUACCGCUUCCUGGAGCCAUGCAAGGGAAGCUUGUACCCGAUAAAACCAGAUGCAUGCUUGUUGUCCACCAACGUCACCAUCCUCCGUGGCUCUGAAAAGGAAGGGUAUCCAUUUCUGGUUCCAUCCUUUGAAGCCGCGAUCAUCACGUGCGCUGCACUGCGCUACCCUGCGCUGACCACGGAUCGCAAGUAUAAGUACGCGGCGGAUGAGGAGUCCAUGCGGCAGAAGGUGCGCGUCAUCCUGAAGGGUGCCGAGAAAGCCGGCUGCGACGCCUGUGUCCUCUCAGCCUUCGGCUGUGGUGCCUUUGGAAACCCACCAGAGGAGGUCGCUCGUUUGUUCCACGAGGAGAUCGCAACGGUGAAGCUGCAAAAGGUGUGUUUUUGCAUCUUCAACGAUCACAAUGCUGGCCGAGCGCAUAACCCUAAAGGCAAUUAUUUCCCCUUCAAGCAAGCUUUUGGAGAUGACGUGGGCAAUGCGAGCGUGGCAACAGGAGAUAUAGGACGGCUGCAAUUUCUGCUGAGCAAUGUGGAAAUGGUGCUCUCACUGACUGUGCUCGGGGAGAGCUUGUGUGGGCACCCACCGAUGGAUGGAAGCGGGGUCGCGUUCUACGGCGGGCCCCUGGUGAGGUACAAGUACAGUGGAUGGAGGCGUCUUGGAGUGGAGGUCUUGCGUCAGCUCCCUGAAGUCACUGAUGUCCUCCCCUUGGUUGCCCCUUACACUGUCAGAAAACAGGGGCACCAGGAUGUGAGCACCGUUUGCUGGGAGCAACACGACAUUGCCACCCACGGAGCUCAGGCCACGAAGAUGUUCUGUUGUCGCAUUAGCCAGUUUCCAGUACCCUUCCUGGUCAAGACUUACAAUCACAAAGAGGGUUCGACGGAGGAGGCGCUGGAGAUCGCUGCUGCCUCCGUUUGGGAACACGUGGUGCGGGCAAAUGCCGAUCUCCGCUGGGACGUGUUCGCGCAUACGUGGGACGAGGAUCUGGCAAGAGCGAUCCAUGAAGCCUACAUGCCGGUGGCCUUGAAAGCCGAUCCGCAGCCAGAGCAUCUACCCACAGUAGGAAGCUUCGGCGAAACCUUUCGGCGCAGUGUGCAGCUGAAGCGCAUCAAGGAGGAGGAAGAGGGAUUUCGCUACGACCUUGUCGUUCUCAUGCGGUAUGAUGUCCUAUUCAGGUCUCCUUUGCGUGUGAGCCCUGCAGUUGGCUCAUCGGCCCUCUGGACUGGGUACUGGUGCUCCAUCCAUGCGGAAGACCUCGCCGCGCGCGAGGUUGUCUUGACCCAUGACCGCAACAUCAGCGAUGUCCGCUACAAAACAUCUGGCGUUUAUGCGCCAUCACAGUUUGCAACGGUAGGACUUCAUGACUUUUGGUUCGCGGCCUCCUCGCGGACCAUGGAUAGCUUCGCUUCCUGGGGCUCCGCAGUGCCCGCACUGCGCGCGCGCUUCGGCCUGGUGUCUGCUGACCUACCUGUGGAUGUGGGGCAUUUCUAUACCUUCUUGCAUGCAAAGUCUUUGGGGCUCCCGUUGGCGUUCACAGGCAUCAGCUAUAUCGACUACACGCUUGUGCGUUACCGCGACUGCAAGCUUCUGGUCGGAGAGCAGAUCCAGGACCCUGACCAAUACUGCAGCCAUUGGGAGAUCAGUGUAACAAGGCAGUGCUCGUCCUGGCUGCCGCAGCCGCGGGGUUGGGCCGCGCAGUACUGCCCGUUGGCCGGGAAGCGCGCGGAACUCGCGCCUUUUGGCAGCAGAUGCGGCCGCUUCUGA